Messenger RNA from Phascolarctos cinereus (koala), 5247 nucleotides. The record is from RefSeq and is a predicted model, not a curated record. NCBI's taxonomy places the organism in Eukaryota, Metazoa, Chordata, Mammalia, Diprotodontia, Phascolarctidae.
CCCCCACAAAGGGGGGUGGCCAGAUCGGGCCGCCUCUCCUGCCUCCCGUUAGGUGCAAAGCAACUCCUGUUGAUCGCCAUUACGAGGCUGGUCACGCCGAGGGGGGCGCACGCCCAGACCCCCGGCCCAGGGACUACGGGCUGCCCCCCCAGAGCGAAGCGCCCAGGGCCCGGCCCGGACGCUUUGUCUCGGCUCUGGCCGUGGGUCGCGGCUGCUACAAAGUAGCGAGCUAGGGCUGCGGGGCUGGCGGGGGCUCCAGGUGAAGGAGGCUGCGCAGGGAGGGUCGGGAGCCUCUUGGAUCGCGAGGAAACCUAGUCCCCUAUGCUCGGAAGGUAGAUUGCUAAGCAGCUCAGCGUAGCCUUAGCAGCCCCGGCCCGGCCCGGCCCGGCCCGGCCACGGCCCCAGCCGCCGCCUCAGGAUGGACGGCUUCUAUGACCAGCAAGUGCCUUACUUGGUCAGCAACAGUCAGCGUGGGAGAAGCUGUAAUGAGAAACCAGCAAAUGCCAGGAAAAGAAAAUUCAUUAACAGAGACCUGGCUCAUGACUCAGAAGAACUCUUUCAAGAUCUGAGCCAAUUACAGGAAACAUGGCUUGCAGAAGCUCAGGUACCUGACAAUGAUGAGCAGUUUGUCCCAGACUAUCAGGCUGAAAGUUGGUCAGCUGGGCCACUAGUGGGAGUUUCCCAAGACGAUGGGCACGUGGCACCCGGGAGUGCUGAGUACUUUUCAGUUAUGCGUCACAUCCUGUGGCAAAGCCAAGGAGCAUUGAGUGUUGUGGCUUUUCAUGGCCUCCCCUUGAAAAUCAAGAAGGAGCCCCACAGCCCAUGCUCGGAGCUGGGCUCAGCCUGCAGUCAAGAGCAGCCCUUUAAAUUCAGCUAUGGAGAAAAGUGCCUCUACAAUGUCAGUGCCUAUGAUCAGAAGCCACAAGUGGGAAUGAGGCCCUCCAACCCCCCAACGCCGUCCAGCACUCCGGUGUCUCCCCUGCACCAUGCUUCCCCGAAUGCAGCUCACACCCCGAAGCCCGACCGGGCCUUCCCUGCUCAUCUCCCGCCAUCCCAACCCAUCCCGGACAACAGCUACCCGAUGGACCACAGAUUUCGACGCCAGCUUUCUGAGCCUUGUAAUUCCUUUCCACCUUUGCCUACGAUGCCGAGGGAAGGACGUCCAAUGUACCAACGCCAGAUGUCUGAGCCAAACAUCCCCUUCCCGCCCCAAGGUUUUAAGCAGGAGUACCAUGAUCCGGUUUAUGAACACACCACCCUGGUGGGCAGUGCAGCCAACCCCAGCUUCCCCCCACCUCUGAUGAUUAAACAGGAGCCUAGAGACUUUGCCUAUGACUCAGAAGUGCCUAGCUGCCACUCCAUUUAUAUGCGGCAAGAGGGCUUCCUGGUGCACCCCAACAGAACAGAGGGUUGCAUGUUUGAAAAGGGCCCCAGGCAGUUUUACGAUGACACCUGUGUGGUCCCAGAGAAGUUUGAUGGAGACAUCAAACAAGAGCCAGGGAUGUACCGCGAAGGCCCCACUUACCAGCGGCGGGGGUCCUUGCAGCUGUGGCAGUUCUUGGUGGCCCUCCUCGAUGACCCCUCAAAUUCCCACUUCAUUGCUUGGACUGGCCGUGGCAUGGAGUUUAAACUGAUUGAGCCCGAAGAGGUGGCCCGGCGCUGGGGCAUUCAGAAAAACAGACCGGCGAUGAACUAUGACAAGCUGAGCCGCUCUCUCCGCUAUUACUAUGAGAAGGGCAUCAUGCAGAAGGUGGCUGGAGAGAGAUAUGUCUACAAAUUUGUUUGCGAUCCAGAGGCGCUUUUCUCCAUGGCCUUCCCGGAUAACCAGCGCCCACUUCUGAAGACAGACAUGGAGCGUCACAUCAAUGAAGAGGAUACAGUGCCUCUGUCCCACUUUGAUGAGAGUAUGGCCUACAUGCAAGAAGGCGGCUGCUGUGACCCCCACCCUUACAAUGAAGGCUAUGUAUACUAGCUACCAGGACAGCGUGGCUGGGAGAUGGGCCCCUCCCAGGCCUUUUCCUCUUUCACGAAACAUGGAGAAGAAAAGAGGAAAACACUUCAUUCUGUUUUUUUAAAGAAUAGUCACACACACACACACACACACACACACACACACACACACACACACACACACACACGGGUUUUUCCUGUUGCAUCAUCCUAUGGUCUGCCAUGGACAGAGCACUUUACUAGAGGUGGGGGAGGGGAGGAAUCUAAACAAUGAUUUGGUGUAACAGGAAGAAGGUGGGGGUGGGGGUGGGGAUUACUUUUUACGUAGGUGUGGGAAGGGGUCAUACAGGUUUGAAGUACAAUGAAGCUAUAUCACGUCUGUUUUGUUUCAUAUCAACAUAAGAUAAUGUACAUUUUCUCUGGGUAUCCACAGUACAGUUAAUUCUCGUUGUAUGAAUAACCACUGAGAGAAUCUUGGCAGAGGAAUGAAAAUGCCUUGAGCAUUUGUCUUGUCAUGUCUACGAAUCUGCAGGUGUCAGGGAGAAGCUCCCUUUGUACAUGGCUGGGUUAGCUUGCUGGGCGUGGCUGGUUUUGUACCUCCUCCUUUUCAAGAUAUAUUUAAAUACUGCCAUGAGCAUCCUCUCUCUUUUUGACUUUGUUUUUGCACCUGGCUCCCAGAAAAUCUAUAAAGUGGGGAAUUUUCCCAGAAGCUGAAUAUGUCCAGCACAGCCCAUUCCUGACUCUGGCUCCCUGACAGAGCCACAGACUACUUAAUAACAGAAUGCAUGUGUUUGGACACAGCCCAUCGGAUCUAUUAGGUGCGGGGAAGCCCAUCACAGUGAAAUGAGGACGGGGGACUCUCUGAUGCUCAAAACACUGUCAAGGCUGGGAUGUUGGCAGGGCUUGGGGAGAGAAGGUUUGUUUAUUGUCUUUUUCCUACAGUACAGAGAAAAGUUAUUUAGCCAAUAAGAAUUAACUGUACCCAGUCACAUAUCUACUUCCGCUGUUAUAGAUGCGGUGUGCACUCCUUGAGAAAAGACUAUCCAAUACACUAACUAGGUACUUUAGUAAUUUUUAGAUACGGUACCCAUGAAUAUGCAUUUAAGCCUUUUUCUGCUGUGUUACGUUGAUGACAUAUAUAAACACUAGGUAACGCUAACGCUUCUGCUGCUGCCUUUUCUGUCAUGUUCUCUUUGAGGCUGAAUUGACAACGACCAUUGAUAAGCAAUGCCAUUAACUACAGGUAGCAUUUCAGGACAAAAUAGAUGACUUGAAACAUUUAUUGCUUAGAAAAUAGCUUACUCCAUAGCUGGACUCUCGGCAGCUUUCUGUGCAUCCACAAAUGAAUCACGAGCUUCAGCUUGCUGAGGGAUGCUCUGCGGGGACUUUGGUCACUUUCGAUGGAAUGGGGACUCAUUAACAGAUUGUCCAAGAAUACAAGGAAGUCACGGUAUGACGUGGUGGUGCUGGCAGUGAUGUUAUCCAUCACCUUGUCUUGGAUGCGCAAUGAAAUGGGUUUGGAAGAAGAUUUAAAGUUUUGGGGUGUUGGUUUUUCUUUUUCCUUUCUUUGUCCUUUUUUUUCUUUUUUUUUCCUUUUGGGAGAAUCACGAAAGCUGGAUGUUUAUUCCACUUGUGUUGAAAAAAAAAGAGAUAUCAGAAAUGUUGCAUUUUACUAUUUAUGAUCACCUUUCUCCAAGUUCCCUUUCUCAGUUCAAAGAAAGAACAUGAGAUUUGGGGGAUUUGGGCAGAUUGGAAAGCAGGGUACUUCUGAGGAAGCCAGUUGAUCCUUGGUAACCAACUCUUAGAAGAAUGUUUCUGAUUGCACCACCAGAGUGAUACCAAGGAGUCUCCCUGAAGAGCAGAGGGACAUGAAUUCUUUCCCACACAUCUCCACUCUGGGUGGCCAUUUAAAGCUCCAAAUAUAGCAGUGAUGGAGAACCCAGAUACAAUAAAUGAGACCCAUACUCUGUACAAUGGACAUUCAAUCCUAUAAGUAACAUAUUAUAGGCAUGUGUUCUUAUGUGCACGUGAAUUGGAAUACUGGGCUAAUGGGGAUAUCUUGAAAAUUAGUUUUAUAUAUAUAUAUAUAUAUAUAUAUAUAUAUAUAUAUAUAUAUGUAUAUUUUUUUUGUCCCUCCUACCCUGAGCUCUUGUGGCCAUUAACUUCACUUAAAAUAAAAUAAAGAAAGAAGACUCAGUAUACAUUUUGUUGGGAUGGAAAUUUGGAUCGACAAAAGAAAUCCACUUGGAAGGGCUUCAUGGAAAAGUCUGUUGCCUGGAGCAUUCCUGGCUAGUUGGGCCUCUUUAUGUCAGUGUAGAGAGCAGCUCGAACCUGGAGCACGAGGGGAUCAAACACAGUAUCUGCAUUCAUUAUGUGAUUAAUAUUUAAGGAUAAAAAUAUAUGUUAUGCUGUAUAAGGUAGUGACUCACUGAAUGAAACAAGAAGCCAGUCCAAUGUUAAGUCAUUUCCCAGCAAAAGAAGGAAAAAAAUAUAGAGAGAUAUAUAUUAUAUUUCAUUGAACUUUCAACUCUUUUGAAAAAAAAUGUACCUAAAGAUUUAUUUAAAGUUUUGUUUUUAUUCCACUUCGGUUUGGUUUUGUUUUUGGGUAGAUUAAUAAACCUGGCAGCUGAUUUCUGCAAGGCUGUGGCGUUUUGAAUUUCUUCCUGACUUUGGCUCCUCCCACAUGGAAGGUGAUGAUGGGUAAUGCUGUCGUGCCAUCCCGGAGACAUGAAGCCUGCGGAUGUCUUCAGUGGGUGGUUGUUGCCUCCUUAUACAUGGCUUAAAGGCAGGUUGGGAGCCAUGAAGAAGGGUAACUCUCAAAACAAUUAUGAGAACAGAACCCAUGCCAUUGCGUGAAAAAGGCAUUCUCUUAAAGAGCCACAAAUUUGUCCCUGAAAAAAAAAAAGAGAGAGCCCUAGAAUUUGAAGCCUGGGAAUUAUUCUUAUUUUACACAUGAGAAGGCUAACAGCCAGGCAAAUAAGUGAUGUGUGUGACGGCAAUGGCCAGCUGGAUGCUAUGCCAUGGAUUCCCAAUGCAGGGCUUCUUCCUUCUUCCAAGAGACCCCAGGACAGCAAGCGAGCCAUGCACAGAGCAUCUAAUUUUAUAUGUGGAGUCUUCCUUCCAUACAUCACCUCCCAUGGUGUCACUUGUCUGCCCUUCCUGCAAAGGUGCUGCGUAACACUUCCUUUUUUCUUUCCUGCUGUGCCUACACUCUAUGGAAGCAUUUGGUUACAUUGUCAUUUUGGGAUAUUUUUCAAUAUCUCUCCCCUUAGUAAGUACUAGGUAACAACAGGGCAG